Molecule: messenger RNA, 5537 nt
Organism: Bolinopsis microptera
Lineage: Eukaryota; Metazoa; Ctenophora; Tentaculata; Lobata; Bolinopsidae
Product: hemicentin-2-like
Exons: 15
Coding region: 81-5537 (1818 amino acids)
Source: RefSeq, a predicted model, not a curated record
UUUACUCUGUAAUAGCUUCCGAAUUGCGUCCACAAUAUCUCAAGUCGACGAGUUCAAGAAAGUUUAAAGCACCUUUAAAUAUGCUGUGGAUGUUGGCGUUUGCUACCCUUGUAACUCAAGGAGCUACAACAGAUGGCACUGAUGGAGAAACUGUGGCUAUAUCUACGAAUCCAGUCAUUGCUCAUCCUGUGGCAAGAGAUACCCAAAUAGUGAUUAUUUGCAAGUAUACUACUGCAGAAAUUAAAGGUACAGUCAAAUGGAUGCACUUAGGACAAGAAUUUUCCGCAACCCAAAAGACGGCAGUAACAGCCGCUGCUGCAGAAGGAGCACUAAGUGUUUCACAUUACACCAUUGCAAAAGCUGCAUUAUCUGACUCCGGCGAAUACACUUGUUCUGCUGAAUAUACAACUGGUGCUGUUGUAGUGACACCUGCUGCUCCACUCAAUCUUCAAGUUAUCGAUGUAGUAAUGACUAUGAGUAGUCAGGCAGCUGCAGAAGGAAGCAAAGUUACAAUAACGUGUAACUUCGAACAGUAUACUGGUUCUGGUGCCCCAACAAUCGAAUGGUUCAAGGAUGAUACAACGUUUACGUCUGAUCAAAUCGCAGCUACUUCCGAGGGAGACAACUGUGGUGACGUCCAGAGAAAAAGAUAUAUAAUUUCAAGCACAGCCACCACAGACACAGGCAAAUAUAAGUGUAAAGCAACUUAUACAAUAGAUGGUAAAACAGUGAUCGUGGAACCCGAACCAGCUGAAGGAAAAGCUUUCUACGUCAGGAAGUUAUCUACAACUGCAAAGCUUUUCCACGUUGGAGUGGGAGCUAGUAUCGAAAUAGUCUGCACUGUGAAUGGUGAUGAAGCUGCUACUUUCAAAUGGUACACUUCGACUGGCGCCGAUCUUGAUGACACUAAUUUCACCAUCGAUACUGGUACAUUUGCGGACAAUGUACAGACUUCAACAUUAAAAACUGCAGCUGCAUCCGUUCCUAAUCAUGAAGCAAGCUACAAAUGCAAAGCUACCUGGUCGACGUCUGAACCUAAGCUUCUAGAGGAUAGCGUGGAGUUGAAAGUUCAAGAUGUGACAGGUAUAAAAGAUGCUACUGCGAUUACGCAAACCCCUGGAACUGAGCUCAAGAUCACCUGCCAAUUCGAAGCUGGAGCAACUAAAGUCAGUUGGUAUCGAUCAGGAGUUGAGGUGAAGGAGGAGGUUCCUACUGCUGACCAAAGCGAGCUGGAGUACACCAUUGCCACAGUUGCUGGAUCUGAUAGUGGGGUUUACUCUUGUGAAGUUUAUUACACUGGCGAAACAAUAACCGGUAGACAGACCAAAAGUGUGAAGGUAAGAGGACAGAUCGAUGACGCUACAAUCUACGCUUCUGCAGGAACAACUUCAGUCACUUUAACCUGUGUUUUCUAUGGAGAUGAAAUGAAUACUGCUACUUGGCACAAAGCAGGUUCAGCGGAAGCCGAAAUAGACGUCGAGGGUAAAACAGAAGUCACCCCUGGCACUUACUCCUCAGAGACAAACAGUCUUACAACAACAUUUAAAUACCUCACAGUUGCAGCAGAGGAUGCAGCUGCUUACACCUGCAAAACAACCUAUGUCAGUGAUUCUAGCCCAUCUCAAUCUGUCCUGACUCUUUCGGUAUUUACAAACGGUAAAACAACAUCCGACAACGAGAUAGUGACGACUGGGGACCCAUUUACCUUAACUUGUAACCAUAGUCCUGCACCACCAGGCGCCACUGCAACACUGCAAUGGAAAAAGGACGGACAGAUCAUUGAAGGAUAUUCAGACUCGAAUUAUCCUGUAACAUCAGCCAGCCUAUCUGACAAUGGUGGAUAUACCUGCACGGUAAUGUACGGAAGUGAGUACGACUCAAUAGAGAGUGAGAAGGUUGUGCAAAAGGUCCGUGAAAGUGAAGUCGGAGCCGCUGCAACUCACCUCCUGGACGGAGCAGCCUCAGUCACUAUCACGUGUACGUUCCGGGGUGAUGAGGACUUCAUGAGCAGUCCCACCACGUGGUCAAAGGCUGGUGUUAACCUGGAGAAUGGAGAGAAGUACACCCUUACUCCAGGAUCCAAGGACACUGUUUCAGAGUAUUACGAGCGUAUGGACAAGUUGGUUAUUCUGGCGUUGACGCAUGAUGACGAGGGAGAUUACACCUGUAACAACGCCUACACCCAAACUGAGAAAACGCAAACCCUCACUGUUUAUACAAUCAGCAGUGUCACAUCUACUAACGAUAAAGUGGACGCCGAAGGGCCAUUUACACUAAGCUGCACCCACAGUGCAGUAAGUACAGGUCUACAGGUACUGUGGACUAAAGAUGGUGCGGAGAUAAGAGAAGGAAUUACAGUGGCAGCGGAGGGAGACAAGAAGUCGGUGCUAACAGUUACUACAGCCAGCAAGGCAGAUAACGGUGUGUACCGGUGUGCGGUGACUUUUGGUAGUUAUGGGCAGCUCCACAAGGAAGUAACUCAAAAUGUGAGGCUGACCGAGGUCACUGUAUCUAGUCACUAUGCCAUCAAUGGAGCAGCAGAGUAUGUCAUGACAUGUACCUUCCACGGGGACGCUCUGUCGACUACUGUUUGGAAAGUUGGUGACACUGUGCUCACUGAUGAUGAUGAGUACGAUUUCUCUACAUCAUCUCCCACAGCAUCUUCAAGACUGGAUACGUUAACGAUUAACACAGUUGAAGCUGCUAAUUCAGGAACCUACAAGUGUUCUGCACAGUACACAUCAGGAGCGCAAGAUGCUUCUAAAGAUAUCCUCCUCACAGUCCUGGGUAUAACUGAGUUUGUCGCGACCGGAGAAACAGAAACAAAAGUAGCUUAUGGAAGUUCCGUCACAUUUACCUGCAGCUUCAGUGCGUUCCCCGAUGGCAGCCCCACUGUCUCGUGGUACCAGAAUGACGUCAUAUUCCCAGAAACCCUCAGUGGGCUGAUCACCGCUCCUUCCGACUCCCAAUCACUGUACACUGUGGCAGCUGCAGAUGAGUCCAACAACGGCCUCUUUCAGUGCAAGGUUACUUUCGGUGAUGUUGGCACGUCCGCUUCGGAUCAAGUUACUCGCUACGUUAGACACGUGACACCUUCAGCUAGCAUAUUCGGAGUUUUGGAGUUGAACAUUGAUAUAUCCUGCACGUUCUAUGGUGAUGCUCUGGGAGCAACAACUUGGUUAAAGGAUUCCGGAGCAGUCGUGACGGGGGGACAGUAUACUGUUACUCCUGGAACCUAUCAGCUCCAGAUGCGGACUGACACUCUAACAAUAGCCACCUUGACGGCUGAUAAUGCUGGUGCGUUUACUUGUAAAGCGGCGUACACGGACGGAGGAGUGGAAACUUCUUCAAUCCAAACUCUCACAGUUACAGAUGUGCAACUAGUAGUCGCCGUUACUAAAGACCCAGUGGACAGCGUCGUGGCUGAUGCCACGGUAACAUUCGUCUGCACCUACACUGUUAAAGAGCUGGGUGCUGACGAUGGAACCUUCCAGACAGCCUGGACACGUAAUGGGGAACCGUUAGAUUCCAACAUAGUCAUAGAUAAGACUACAGCAGGCACUGAAUCAUUCCAAGUCACAGUGCCUGCCGUUGGAGGAUGGGAGCUGAAUGGUGAUUACAAGUGCACAGUCACGUACGGAGUGUUCGGGGACGUCACUGCUGAGAGCCCACUACUGGUACGGGAUAUCCCGGACAUGUCGGACUAUUACGUGGGGAUGGAGAAGGAAGCGUCCCUGCACGUGAUGAGCGGAGAGGUAGUGUCCCUGACUUGCAGAGUUUACGGAGACCAACCUACCACCAUUACUUGGAAUGAUGGAGCUAAAGACCUUACAAAAGCUGAUGCUGAGGUUACAGAUAGUGAUUAUGCAGAUCAACUGGUGGAGUCAGUGUUAGUCAUCCCGUCCGCGACAUACCUCUACAACGUUGUAUACCAGUCAUAUACUUGCAAAGCGGAUUACACUGACCCUAUCGGUAGUAAAAGUAGUGUCGUGCAGCUAGGGGUCCUAAACGUACUAGAACAACCGACACUCACAGCUGCUACAGUAACACUAGCUGCAAAAUCUACAUUGACAAUGACCUGCACAUUCACAAGUAUAGCACUGGCUAGGAUCAGUGCUGGCACCAGCCAGUCAGUCACUGUGCAACUGUUUAAAGUUGGGACAGAGACCCAUGUAGACGAGUCAUAUGUUGACUCAGUUGAGGGGUAUGAGGUAACAUCUCAUGAUUUUGUUCUGUCGAGCGUUGAACCCACCGUCUCCGGAGAGUACAACUGUAAAGCUACAUACGGUGAUGCGGGACACGGCUCUGUCACUAGUCCCAACCUUCUGAUUUUUGUCAGAGCACACUCUAAUGACAAAACAACAGAGAUAAUCACUGGAAGUGAUGUAACUCUGACCUGCAAGUUCGAAGGGGAUGAAGUUGGCUCAACCAGCUGGCAUGCUGCUGGUUCCGGAUCACCAGCGUUGGUCGAUGAUUCCGUUUACGAUAUUUCGGUCGUUGCUUGGGAACCAGUUGGAAAGUCUUUGGAAACGACGUUGACGACAAAAGCAUUGACUGUGACUACUGCUUACACUUGCAAGGGGAUUUAUAUCGCAGACAGCGCUGAGGUCGAGUCUACACAGACUGUUAACGUUCUUGCCGUUGAAAUAACGUCGAGCGAGGAAUCCUUCUCGUUGAAUGCUGGGACUGCGUUCACUUUGACGUGCAGUUACUCCGUACUUUCUGCCGGGGCUAUUACUGUUGAAUGGUUUGCAAAUUCUCAGCCUAUUGAUAACAGCGUGGAAUAUGCUAUAGAAAACAAAGCGGAUAACCACCAUUCGCUCCUGAAGUUCACAGCCGAGACUGCAACCACUGAAAUGAACGGUGUUUACAAGUGCAAAGUAACAUUCGGUAGUGUUGGUUCUCAUGAGAUGGAAGUGACUCAGUACCUCCUCUCAGCUGCAGUUCCAGCACCGAACAAAUACUCUACCUCCGGUCAGAGUGUCAUCUUAUCUUGUGUAUUUCAUGGCAGUCUCGGCACUGCAACUUCUUGGUAUAAGGGCGAAUCUUCAACAGCUAUUGUGUCUGAUGAUGUUGAUUUCACGGUAACUGCCGGUGUACCCACUGCGUACACACGAACAGACACACUUACUGUGAUCAACGCGGACUCUGCGGACUCUGCAGAGUAUAGAUGCAGCAAUGGGGACUCGGAAGACACUCAGGAGCUUUAUGUCAUCAGUAUUGCUACGAAUCCGACAGAUACCAUAGCAGAAGUCGAUAAAACGACCACAAUGUCCUGUGUAACGGUAGAGACGACGCUCCCAGCUGUUGACAUCACCUGGACCUCCGGUUCUGGAGACAUGGAGAAUACUGAAGUUCAGCUCUCCUCAGCUCCUGGCGUUACUUCUGGUUUCAAGGUAUUUACCAGUACCCUGACUAUUACCGGAGUUGCUUCUGUGCUCUCUGAGGUCUACACGUGUGUUGUUCAGCCCCCAGAUCAGGAUACCUUCAAACUCACCUCAACACAUGCCUCCUUUUAUCUGACAGCCUCUAUUUAG